Molecule: messenger RNA, 432 nt
Organism: Cyphellophora europaea CBS 101466
Lineage: Eukaryota; Fungi; Ascomycota; Eurotiomycetes; Chaetothyriales; Cyphellophoraceae
Exons: 1
Coding region: 1-432 (143 amino acids)
Source: RefSeq, a predicted model, not a curated record
AUGGCUGCAGUCACCGGUAGCAACAAGCCCGCUCGGCGCCGCGGUAAGAGAAACAAGAAAGGUGGUCGUCCUGCUGCUGGCAACCAACGCGACACCAAUAUUUCGGCCACUACUAUGACCAAUAGUAACGCCACUCACAUUCAGCCUUUCCAGAGAUACAAUGCUGGUCACGCUGCCGCUAUCGCCGCCAUACGUUGUCCCGGCGAGACCAUCAGCCACAACACUCAUUACGGCGCAGUCCCCUUCCGCCAGAACAAUGUUCCCGCCCAGCGCUCAACCGAAGCUCAACGCCCGACUCAGGGUGGCUCUGGUCUCUCCAACACACACGAGUCGAUGAGCGACUCGAAUUGCGGCGACGCAACUUCCUCGGCAUCUGGCGGCAGGUCCUGCGAUGUUGGCAACGACAAUGAGGUUGAGAUGGAAUGGACGUGA